This is a messenger RNA of Besnoitia besnoiti, 552 nucleotides long. RefSeq names its product SAG-related sequence. Gene Ontology annotation, cellular component: membrane. Lineage: Eukaryota; Apicomplexa; Conoidasida; Eucoccidiorida; Sarcocystidae. The coding region runs from base 1 to 552 and encodes 183 amino acids. The record is from RefSeq and is a predicted model, not a curated record. The transcript has a single exon.
AUGGCGAUCAGCCACGUCAGAGCUCAGAGACUUGCCUUUGGUAUAGUCUUCACUGUGGGACUUUUGUCUUCGCGGACUCUAAAUGCGAGGACCGCUGAAGAGUCCCCUCCGUCCACGCCGCAAGAGUGCCAGGCAAGCGGCGGUGGGAUAACGGUGACGGUGGAUGCCAACACAAGGGAAGCUUCGUUUGCCUGCGGACAGGAUUUGAUUAACUUGUGGCCCAAUAACGAUAAAAAUCUCAUCAGUUUCUGCAAGGACAGAUCCUGCACAGGCGCAGAAGAUCUCGUCAACACAUUUGGUUCCAAAACGACUCUGAAAGUCAUCAGCAGUUACGAGGCGACCUACGAGGUGACCAAAGGGGAAAGCGCUGCCACGAUCUACACCUUGAACGUGGGCGGCCUCUUGAAGGAACCUAAGGAAAUCUAUUUCAUUUGCGCGAACAAGGAUUACUCCAAUACACAGGAGAGGCAGCCGCAGCCGGCAGGCCAGUGUUUAGUCACGGUGCUUGUGCCGCAGCAGCUCGAUCCCGGUAGGCUGAAUCAAAGAAUCUAA